GUUAAGCCCGGUUCUCACUGCCGUUUUUCGAUCGUUUGGCGGAUCGUAUGGUGAUCGUAUCGUGAUCGUAUGGUGAUGGGAUGGGGAUCGGCACGCCCGUUUCCCGAUCGCCGCGAUGGUAAUCGUGUGUUUGCAGUGAGAACCGGGAAAAAACAUGAUUGUGCGCCACGUUCGGAAGCGGCGGAUCGUGCGUCGUAGUGCGUUCCGUCGAAAGAUGGAUUGAGUUUAUCUUUUGCCUUGAUCGUAUCGUGCAUCGUGUGGGGAAAUUGCUGUGCUGCUGCUCUUCUUGCUGCUGCGUUGUGGAAGAUUUUGUGGGUGAUGGCCGACUUCUGGUCUGAACGAGCUGAGGAGCGACUCAUAGAAGCAAUCAAAGAAUAUACAUGGCUUUUUGAUUGUAAACAUCGUUGGUACAAAGAUAAAAAUAAAAAACAGAACUCAUGGAUGGAGCUCGCAGGACUAUUCGGAGAUGGAAUUGGUGCGCCUGAGGUCGAACGGCAUUGGCUCCUGAUGCGGGACAGGUACCGAAGGGCCAAGAAGGCGAGUAUGGCUAAAGUUCCGAGUGGAUCCAGUCGGCAAGACGCCGAGCGCUCGAGGCCAAGGUGGCCGCUAUUUGAGGCCAUGGACGCGUUCCUGGCGCGUCACACGUGCCAGAGGAGGCGGGGCGGGGACAGCUUCUCCGUUCGACCAGCCAGUCAAACAAGCGCCUCACACGGCAGCCAACCAGCUGUCUACCGACAGGAGGAUGGCUUUGUAAGUCAGGACGUGCCGGCCUCCGUCAUCAUCAUGCUGGAGGAUGGACGGAUCCUCUCCGAGUCCGCCGCUACGCCUGGCGCGAACGACCAGGGCGGACCAUCAGCCGGGCGGCCCCGAGCCACAGAGCCGGAGCGCUCACACCGACGGAGCCGCACUCGCAGCCGCAGCCCAUUGGGCCAGGCGAGCCCAGCCGAGCCGACGCGGCAGCGCAGCGUCAGCCCAGCCGAGCCGCGGCAGCGCAGCGUCAGCCCAGCCGAGCCGACGCGGCAGCGCAGCGUCAGCCCAGCCGAGCCGCGGCAGCGCAGCGUCAGCCCAGCCGAGCCGCGGCAGCGCAGCGUCAGCCCAGCCGAGCCGCGGCAGCGCAGCGUCAGCCCAGCCGAGCCGACGCGGCAGCGUCGCAGCCCAGCCGAGCCGCGGCAGCGCAGCGUCAGCCCAGCCGAGCCGCGGCAGCGCAGCGUCAGCCCAGCCGAGCCGACGCGGCAGCGUCGCAGCCCUGCCGGGCGAGCUGGGCAGCAGCGCGGACGUGGUGGCACCGGACGCCCACCCACUUCGGUCCGCCAGCGUCGCCGCCACCAGGAUGAAAGGCAGGGGCAGGGCGCAACUUGGCAGGAGCAAUUCCUGUCCACAUGGGAGAAGUCUAGAAGGCCGAAUGACCGGGUAAGUGCCUUUGGGGACUACCUAACGCACUUAAUGCGCAUGGUGCCGGAGGAACGGACCAUUGACAUGGAGGUGGAGCUCGUGCGUGUCGUGCGAACCUUCAUGUGAAAUGAGCAUGCGACUGGCUAGUCGCAUGACCAUAUCACAUGUUUUGCCAUGUUAUCACAUAUUUUAACCCGCGCACCGACGGGGGGGGGGCGGAUAUCCGCCCCCCCCUGAGGUUUUUCGCGAAUAGCGGGAAGUAGCGCCGCGAAAUUUGGUAUGACUAUUCCCUCAUCAAUUUUACACAUGGUGUGCAAGUUCAAACCUCGUAACUUUUAAUGUCAGGUCACCAGGUCACUUUGAAUGACCCAACCUCAAGUCACUUUUUUGCAACUUUGUCACCGUGCCAGAGCUACAGUAGAUGUCGGAGACCUUUGAAAGUCGCAGGAUGUUAUAAGAUCAUUAGUAGCUACAAUUUGUAUAUCUCGGAAUUUUGAUAUCGGUGACCUAAGGUCAGGUCAAUUUCGCGACUUCCCCAUUAUAAGUCAAUGGGGGAAAAAUCAACUCCCUAUUUUUACCACUAAAACGGGUCGGAAUGGCCCCAUAUACCAUACAUGACUUUAUAUACGAUCAACCUUCACUACCUUGAGGUCUGUUUUGCUGUUGGGCAGCUGUGAGGUCAUGUGACGUCAUCAAAGGUCACCAAAGGUUUUUGGCCAAUAACUCCGUACAGGAACAAGAUACAGCCGCGUGGAUGGUCUCAUUGUGUUCAGCUCGUCAAGACGCAUCGAAUGAUAUACAAUAUACAUGGUGACCUCGAGGUCACGUGACCUGAGGUCAACCUUUGACCUUGACCUUUCGAGGUCAACAUAUAUAUCAUUCGAUGCGGAUUGACGAGAGGAUCACGAUGAUGCCCUUAGUUUGUUUCUAUCUUGACUAAUUCGAAAGUUAUUCGAGAAAAACUCUCAAUAUCUAGCGCCGCCAUUUUGACUUUUUCGACCCCUGUGACGUCAUCUUUGACCUGACCUGAAAAUGACCUUAGUAAAAAUUGUAGAUCUUGACCGUGCGUAUCCGAUGCCGUUCACCGCUUGUCGCUAUCUUGCUUCGUUCUCGAGAUCUCAGGGGGGGGGGCGGUCAUCCGCCCCCCCCCCCCGUCGGUGCGAAGUUGGCGCAGACCCCCGUCGGUGCGCGGGUUAAGUUUUUCUAUAUCUUCAAAGUCAAAUAAUCCUGUGGCUAUUUGCGCGCGUUCAUGAAUGUCAUGUGGCCUUCAAUAAGUGUCACCGUGUUAUUGUUAGUUUUCAAAUUACGUGUCUUGCACAUAUCAAUGCGUCGAAGUGUGCCGCCGGUGGCGCAUCGGGACUCAGUCCUGUGUCAGUGUGCGCGCGUUCACGAAUGUCAUGUGGCCUUCAAUAAGUGUCACCGUGUUAUUGUUAGUUUUCAAAUUACGUGUCUUGCACAUAUCAAUGCGUCGAAGUGUGCCGCCGGUGGCGCAUCGGGACUCAGUCAUGUGUCAUGUGUCAGUGUGUUAUUGUUAGUUUUCAGUUUGUGUCUUUCAGGCAGUGCUAAGCUGCCGUAACGGGCGCGCCACCGCUGGGUUAUAUAGCGAGGCCGGAAGAUGUGUACUGGCGUUGGUCUUCACACAAUGCCUCAGUUGUGAAUGACUGAUUGUUUAAAUUAAAUAAAACCUUCGUUCUCAGGCCAA
Molecule: messenger RNA, 3094 nt
Organism: Amphibalanus amphitrite
Lineage: Eukaryota; Metazoa; Arthropoda; Thecostraca; Balanomorpha; Balanidae
Product: serine/arginine repetitive matrix protein 2-like
Exons: 5
Coding region: 319-1518 (399 amino acids)
Biological process (GO): regulation of transcription by RNA polymerase II
Cellular component (GO): transcription regulator complex; nucleus
Source: RefSeq, a predicted model, not a curated record